UAGGGGAGAGUUGGAGAAAGAGGGAAGUACUAUGAAAAAGAGAGGGAGAAGGUGAAAUCACAGGACUACAGAGGAGAGGCAAAGCUAACAAACACAGAGCAGGGAUGAAUACAGGAGAGAGUGCAGAUCAGUGAGAUCUCCAGAGAGAACAGGAAGAGAGAAGAGAGGACUGAAAGGAAGGAGAUGGGCAGAGAGAGGGGGGUAAACAGCAAGCAGCAGCACAGAGAAAAUCAAUCAGCCAGACCAAUAGCAUCAGCCUGGGAAGCCAUGCUCUGAAAGGCUUGGAGAAGCGGGGCUACGCAGGCAGCACACGGCACGGCACAGGCCUAGCCAACAGCCCUGGCCCACAGGCCGACAGCCCCACAGCGGGGGGGAGAGGGAAAGAAGACACCCAGAACCACACUGUCAGCUGCUGUAACCAUGAGGACAACACGAAAGGGUAGUGUGGAGAUGCCUGCAUUUGUCCGGCAGCUGGUGAAGGAGACAGAGAAGAGGGUCAGCUCCUUCUUCAAGGGAGGGGGGCGUGGAGGGGCAGAGCACAUGCAGGGGGAGGGGGAGGAGGUGAUCCCCAGCCCCUACCUGGAUCGUCCCGUCCUGGACAAGCUGACUGAGGAGGGCUGCUCCUGCUGGGGCCUGACCUACGCCCUGGGCAGCAUGCAGGGCUGGAGGGCCAACAUGGAGGACUACCACAACUGUGUGCCUCAGCUGGGCGCAGGGCUGGCAGACUGGAGCUUCUUUGCUGUGUUUGAUGGGCAUGCGGGCAACCAAGUGGCACAGUAUGCCUCACAACACCUGCUGGAUCAGGUCCUAGCUACAGGAGGGAUCGGGCCAGAGGACCACCCUGAUCGGGUGAGAGGGAGCUUCACAGAUGGCUUCCUACACACAGACAAACACCUGCUGACUGCAGCCCGCCGUGAGGGCUGGGAGCGGGGUGGCACCACCGUGACCUCCACUCUCAUCUCACCACGAUACUUCUACUUCGCCAACUGUGGAGACUCGCGUGCCAUGCUGUGCCGGGCAGGGCAAGUGUGCUUCUCCACUGAGGACCACAAGCCCUACAGCCCUCUGGAGAGGGAGCGCAUCGAGAGCGCCGGUGGCUCCGUGUCCCUGCAGCGCAUUAACGGCUCCCUGGCUGUGUCCCGCGCCCUGGGGGACUUCAGCUACAAGGGGGCAGAGAACCGGCCGCCCACCCAGCAGAUGGUGUCUCCGGAGCCAGAGGUGUGUGUGGUGGAGCGGUCGCCCGGGGAUGAGUUCCUGGUGCUGGCCUGUGACGGGGUGUGGGACACGGUCUCCAACGAGGAGCUGUGUGCUUUCAUCCGCAGCCGUCUGCGRGUCUGCACUGACCUCAGGGACGUCUGCUCCCAGGUCAUUGACCUCUGCCUCUAUAAGGGCAGUCUGGACAACAUCAGCAUAAUCUUGGUCUGCUUCCCUGGCGCCCCCCAGCUCUCAGCAGAGGCACUACACCAGGAGGCAGCGCUUGAAGACCUGCUGGAGUCUAAAGUGGCAGAGAUUUAUGAGGAGCUGAGUUCCCAGGGGGAGGAUCCUGACCUGCUGUCUGUCCUCACUGUGCUGGCAAACACUGAUGUCCCAGGUUUACCACCUGGAGGCGGUCUGCAGAGCAAAAGGAACUGUAUCAUCUCUGCCUAUUACGAAAAGAAAGAGGCACACAAUCCUACUACACCUAAUGGGCUUGGUGUUUCUGAGAAGCUCGUCUAGGCUCUGUUGUCUGGGAACCGUCUCAGGAACACAACCAAUGACAAAAUAAAAACUGUUUUCAUUAUGUGGCAAUUCAAUCAAUCACAAAAGGGAAACUGAGGAAGGAAUAUUGUCGCAUCCCUCCUGCCAAGCAACAUCCUGACGUGACAAGUAAAAUGCAAUUUGUGAACUAUAGAUUUUAUAUUUCUACAAUAUAGGGAACAUUUUAUUUUAUAGGACCUGACACUUUUAAACUCAGAGAUUCUGGCUCAGCAAUAUGAUCCAGUAGUUGACAACCCAUCUGACAUAUAUUUAUCCCAUAUGGAUAACAAUGUCAAAUUCUAAUUGUUAUAUUCUUUAAAAAAGCAAUUCAAUGAGGUAAAAUUAGCACCAGUAUUCUUUGCACAACUUCUAUAGGUAUUGAUUUCAGGUUGAUGUUUAGUGUUGAGUCAUCAAACCUCUCUCUCUCUCUGUCCUGUGUUUGGUCUGGUUGGCAUGACCUGUACUGUGCUGCCUUACCGACCUUGAUGACAGUAGAUUUAAUAACAUGUUACAGUGAUAUGACCAAGACAAACCCAAGAAAGGUCAGUAGAUUGAUGAAUGUGUUAAUGUAUUAUCAUAUGUGAUUUAAAUGAGUAUGUACUUUACUUACUUACUGUGUAGUGUGUAUAGACACUACAUGUUAAAAGUCAUGACUGUUUUCAGCCUAAAUAAAGAUGAUUUGACUGAA
Salvelinus sp. IW2-2015 is the source of this 2425-nucleotide messenger RNA. It is a transcript of the gene ppm1nb, whose product is annotated as protein phosphatase, Mg2+/Mn2+ dependent, 1Nb (putative). Gene Ontology annotation, biological process: peptidyl-threonine dephosphorylation; negative regulation of canonical NF-kappaB signal transduction; positive regulation of canonical NF-kappaB signal transduction. The record is from RefSeq and is a predicted model, not a curated record. Gene Ontology annotation, molecular function: magnesium ion binding; manganese ion binding; protein serine/threonine phosphatase activity. NCBI's taxonomy places the organism in Eukaryota, Metazoa, Chordata, Actinopteri, Salmoniformes, Salmonidae. Gene Ontology annotation, cellular component: nucleus; cytosol.